CACAUCACUCCUCCUCCUCCACCCACGCAGCUUACAGUCAGCUAUCCACCUCCACCUGAUCCACAAUGUCUAAGGUGGUGUGUGUCUGCCUCGCCGUCCUGAUUGCAGGUGUUGCAUCAAUGCCCUCAAGUGGCUACCAACCACAACCAUACAAACAGCCUGGCAUGCCGUACAACUUCGCCUACGGAGUGAAGGAUGACUAUGCCGGCACAGACUUCGGCCAGGAGGAAAACAGCGACGGUAACACGGUGAAGGGGUCCUACACUGUGCAACUCCCCGACGGCCGCAAGCAGACGGUGAACUACGUGGCUGACCAUCAUAACGGCUUCGUGGCUGACGUGCAGUACUACGGAGAGGCGCAGUACCCACACGAAUACGGCGCCCCUGUUACCUUCAGGCCUUAUGGAGGCGGCUACCACUAACACACCUGCCCACCUGUCCUUAAUUACCACCCCACCUUCCGAAUACCUGCCGCAUUUACUGAAGGUGAAAGUUGCAGGUGUGAUUGUUUGUCUGCACACCUGUCCUCCUUCACCUGACUGACUGGCUCUGGUUAAUUAGUCCGCCUCACCUGUGUUUUGUGUACAGGUGUGGUUUUCCUGUAUUCAGUGUUUGGUUUUGUACUUUUUAUACUUUUUUAAUGAUAUAUUUUUUACCUGCUUUAGUUCUUGUUCUUGUAGAGAUUUAUGUUUCUCUCUCUCUCUCUCUCUCUCUCUCUCUCUCUCUCUCUCUCUCUCUCUCUCUCUCUCUCUCUUUACUUUUGCUACCUUACACACACAUAAGUGCACAUACACAUACAUACACACACACGUACAUGGGUUGUGUGCGUACAUGAAACUGUUUCGUAAGAUGGCUGGAUGUAACGGUGAAAUUGUACACACACAGGAGAAAGUACACACACACACACACACACACACACACACACACACACACACACACACACACACACACACACACACACACACACACACGAGCACAUUAUAAUUUCCUAUUCCGCACUUCACAAUAUAAAUAAAAUAAAAUGAUAAAAAAAAAUAUAAAGAAAUGAUGAAGAAUAAAUAUUUUUGUACUAUA
Molecule: messenger RNA, 1074 nt
Organism: Scylla paramamosain (green mud crab)
Lineage: Eukaryota; Metazoa; Arthropoda; Malacostraca; Decapoda; Portunidae
Product: cuticle protein-like
Exons: 4
Coding region: 66-422 (118 amino acids)
Cellular component (GO): extracellular matrix
Source: RefSeq, a predicted model, not a curated record